Hyalella azteca is the source of this 3267-nucleotide messenger RNA. RefSeq names its product ubiquitin carboxyl-terminal hydrolase 5 (gene Usp5). Bases 81 to 2555 code for a protein of 824 amino acids. The transcript is spliced from 15 exons. Gene Ontology annotation, molecular function: zinc ion binding; protein binding; cysteine-type deubiquitinase activity. The record is from RefSeq and is a predicted model, not a curated record. Gene Ontology annotation, biological process: protein deubiquitination. Lineage: Eukaryota; Metazoa; Arthropoda; Malacostraca; Amphipoda; Hyalellidae.
AGUUGAAGUCAUACUUUGAAAAUAAAGUCUAGUCCAUUUUCAACACUUAAGUCCCGACUUGAGGUUAGACACUCAAAAGCAUGGAGAAGUUGAGACAGCAUUUUAGCAGGAUAAAGAUCCCUCAGCCUAGUGAUGCUGUAUAUAAGGAUGAGUGCAUGUACUCCUUUGACUCUCCGGACUCCAUCACUGGUCUAUAUGUGUGUCUCAAUACAUUCCUUGGAUUUGGACGGAAGUAUGUGUUGGACUACAGCAACAAGUCUGGCAACUGUGUCUUCUUGCACCGCACCAGGACUAGAAGAGAGGUGCCAUCAGAAAAAGAAGCUGAACCUGACAAGAAGAUUGCUCGGCUUGCAAUAGGUGUAGAAGGCGGCUUCAAUCCUGAUGUUGGGGCCAAGAAAUACGAGUAUAGUACUACUUUGGCUGUGGUUAUACUACCGGAUUUUGAAGUCAUUACCUUACCAAACGAUGACCUACCACAACUGGUCCUAGAGAGCGUGUUAGGUGUGGAAAAGGCUGAAGGUGCAUUGCAGCAGGCAGCAGCAAACUGCGGUGGCGGUUCUUGGGACGGAGAAGUGCGCCAGAUUUCCCGUCAUGCAGACAGUAUUCAGCAGCUUGACAAUGGUGUUAAGGUGCCGCCUAAAGGCUGGCAGUGCAGCCAGUGCGACCUCACGGACAACUUGUGGAUGAACCUGACUGACGGGGCCAUACACUGCGGCAGACGGCAACUGGACGGCUCUGGUGGCAACAACCAUGCCGUGGAGCACUACGACCAAACCAAAUAUCCACUGGCGGUGAAGCUAGGCACAAUCACGGCUGACGGCAAGGCUGAUGUGUACAGCUACGCUGAGGAUGACAUGGUCAUUGAUCCGCACCUUGUCAAACAUCUCGCCCACUUUGGCAUCAACGUGUCAGUGAUGGAGAAGACCGAGAAGACCAUGGCUGAGCUCGAGAUCGACUUCAACCAACGCGUGUGGGAGUACUCGCGCCUCACAGAGAGCGGCCAGAAGCUCGUGCCUAUGUUCGGACCUGGUUACACGGGACUGCGCAACUUGGGCAACUCUUGCUACGUGAACUCAGUGAUGCAGGUGCUGCUGACAGUUCCGCCCCUCGCGGAGCGUUACUAUAUCAGCGGCCCAGAACGCCUUGCUGCUGUCGAGCCUAAAAGAAUACCUCAGGAUUUCGACGCUCAAAUGGCUAAACUGGCCAUUGGCCUGCUAUCUGGCGAGUAUUCAAAAGCGCCCGCAGACUACGACCCUUCCUCCGCGGCUGAGGUGGAUAUCGAUGAGCUGCAGCCUGGCAUCGCCCCUGGCUUCUUCAGGUCCGUGGUGGGCAGCCAACACCCCGAAUUCAGCACCAAGAAGCAGCAGGACGCCAUGGAGUAUUUGGAGCACGUGCUCAAACUCAUGGAGAGGAGCUCGCUUAAAGCUGGAUUGCCUGAUCCUGGACACUGCUUUAGGUUUGGGGUGGAGGACAAGUUUGUGUGCAGUGCGAGCGGUUGCGUGCGGUACGUUGAACGGAGCGACCUGUACCUGCCUCUGCCGGUGCCGCUGGAGGCCGCGACCAACAAGCUGCAGGUUCAGGAAUACAACCAACGCAAACUAGACGCCGAGAAACUUGGCAACAGAUUCACCGAAGAUGCUGUGCGUUCCAGCAUCCCAUACGAAGCUUGCAUCUCGAAGAUGGUCGCACCUGAAGUGCUGACGGCCUACAGUUCUGCAGCUAAGGCGUCUGUGCCUAUGACCAAAACCACCAGGAUUACCACGUGCCCUGACUAUCUGUUCAUUCAACUGGUGAAGUUUGACGUGACGGAGACCUGGGAGCCGGUAAAGUUGGACGUGUCGGUGAGGAUGCCAGACACACUGCACCUCUCCGUCUUGCGCAGCGCCGGGCGACCUGAAGGGGAGAAGACCUUGCCAGACGACUCAGCCGAUCAGCCGACCCCUGCAGCUGCACCAGUGAUAGACGAAGCUGUAGUGAAGCAGCUCUGUGAUAUGGGCUUCCCUGUCGAGGCGUGCAAGAAAGCUGUUCAUUUCACCGGCAACUGUGGUGCCGACGCCGCCAUGAAUUGGAUCAUGGAACAUAUGAAUGACCCUGACUUCAGCCUGCCCUUGGUUACCUCGACGCAGUCCACAGCAGGUGAUAGCUUCACUGCGAGUGCUGAGGGUCUGAUGAUGCUGGAGAGCAUGGGUUUCACAGAGCCGCAAGCUCGCCUCGCCCUCAGGGAGACCCAGAACAACUUGGAGCGCGCCGCCGACUGGCUCUUCUCGCACCAGCCUGAGCUCGAGCAGCUCGUCGCCAGGCAUGAGCAGGGCGCUGCCGCUGCUGCUGCUCUACCGACUCAUGCUCAUAUGCCCAACUUUACUGACGGCUCCUCUAAGUACGAGCUGGUUGCUUUCAUAAGCCAUAUGGGGACGUCAAUCCACGUCGGUCAUUAUGUUUGCCACAUCAAGAAGGACGGCCAAUGGACUAUUUUCAAUGAUAACAAAGUCUCUAAGUCUGUAGACCCACCCAUUGAUCUCGGUUACCUUUAUUUGUACAAACGAGCGGCAUCUUAGCUUAUACCGGCCUAGCAAAAGCACAUUUUCUGGAAAUCAUUUAUUUGAAAACGAUAAGUUAGAUUCCUAAAUAGCAGGGUCAUUUCAGACUACUAUACUAUGCUGAUUAACAGUUUACCGAUGUACUUCACAUUUCGCAUCGCUCGAGGGAUGGCUUGGAGCCAUCCUAAUUUACAGCAGCUUGAGCAAGUUGAAAAUAGAGCUACAUGGCGCGGCAACGUUAGCAGCACGUAGUCUAGAUUCCAAGUUGUGCCUUCAGCUUCUAAAUUGACGAAAUUUUGCUUUUCUAAACAGGUUUGUUCAGAUUUUGCAAUUAUAGUUUCUCUGAUUUUUCUAUUUUGGCUAAUUUUUCAUUAUUGUAUUCAGUGUGGGAACUUCUUCAUCCUCAUGCAGGUAUUCUUUUCUUGCGAUGAGGUAAGUUAAAGAAGAGCUCAUGACAAAAUAGAGAAGUUUUAUUGAAUAACGUGCUAGCAUUGUCGUGGUUACAGCCGUUUAAUCUUUGCCGAAAAUAUGAAUAGCAAACAGGUAUUGAUCAUUAAUAAAUUAACCUGGGCACAUGUUUGCAUUGCACGUUUUGUAAACGUUUUCAGCUUGGAAAAUAAUCACCCGUGCAACGAGAGAGCACCUCACAAUCAUUACUAAACAAAUGAGCAUCGCGUUUGGAUGUUAACUAUUCAUUUUUUAAUUAUUAAUAAAUGGUAUGUUUGCCUUC